Messenger RNA from Xenopus laevis (African clawed frog), 2383 nucleotides. RefSeq names its product exocyst complex component 1-like (gene exoc1l.L). The coding region runs from base 237 to 752 and encodes 171 amino acids. The record is from RefSeq and is a predicted model, not a curated record. NCBI's taxonomy places the organism in Eukaryota, Metazoa, Chordata, Amphibia, Anura, Pipidae. The transcript is spliced from 3 exons.
AGUAUCCAGUGGUUAAGGAAACUUGGAAGCUCUGAAGUGCGGAUAUAUUUACUACCGGAAGCCGGUUCCUGAAGUCACCAAAGGAGAAACUAUACCCAUGCUACUAUCGUAUUUAUUCAAGCACUAAGAGAAGCAAGUCUAACAGAGGAAAUAUUCCAUAUAUUGCACCAUAUUGCAUUUCAGUGAAUGAUUUUGUUCUACAAAAAGCUGUCUAUCCGUGCUGGCAAGGAUUGGAUAUGUCAUCUCUCCUAAAGGAAGACAUGGAGAAAAAACUCUUCAAACCAAAGGGACACACUUUGUGCGAGUUCAUCGAGACAAAAUCUGAAUUAAAAGAGAGGUUUUAUUUGUGUACAUCAGUGGCGAAACGGAAGGAGGUUCAUAUAUCUCUGGUAAAGCACUAUAGAGUAUGCCUAGAUGAGAAGUAUGAAAUAGCAGAGAGGUGGUUUCUUAAAGACUUGGAGUGUAUUGAUGGGAUUGAUGCUGAUACAGACAACGCACACUUUCAUAUGAAGUUUGAGGAAGUCUGCAAUGUGGAAGCAUACAGCUGUGCUUCAAAAUAUUCCUUUGUGCGAAGUGUAAUUAAACUAAAUACACUCUACACCAAAAGAGACAUCAAGGUUAUUAAUUUCGACUCCUCCUACAUAGUCGAUGGUGUGAUCUGGUCUUCAAACAACGGUGACUGCUUAGUACUUAUGAGAAUAUGCUUUUAUGCUUCAAACCUUUUAUGCCUCUCCUUAUGCCCUCUUCCAUAAUUAAUAUAACCGACUUAAGGAUAAGUCAAGCCUGUUCUACAAGUUUUUAUUAGAUAGUUAUGUCCAGUCAGAUUGAGCUAUAUAGCAUGCAUAAUGGAGAUGCUAGAGUAUAUGGGUAAAUAGGUUCUCAUACUGUAAUUGUAACCUGUUGGGACUACAUGAUUUAUGAAUUAGGGCAGUCAUUACAGUGGUACAAGGGCAUGGUUGUAGGAUACCCCACCAUUUCUGUGCCCACGGCUAAUCAUGUAUAGGGCUUUACAUCUUCAAGAAAAUGUGCUAAAAUUAAGAUCAGAAGCCUUCUUGUGAACAGAGCCAAUAUUAUAUAUACAGUAUACAUAUGGACGCCGCAAGUCAAGUCAACUUCUGUAACAAUGCAGACUUAUAAUCCUGCUUUGGAGUUCAAAGGAAGUAAACAAAAUCCUUGAUAUAUGGGAACAUAAGAAACACAGCAGUUAGACAGACAGUAGAAGCUAUAGAAGAAUGUUUUUGACUGUUCAUAAAAAAAUAAUAGUUAUUGAUCUUGAUCAUAUGAGAAACGUACAAAGAUACACUGUAUGUAUGUGUUGGGAAAAUAAAAUAAAUAAAGAAAAAAAAAAAUAAUAACUAUUAGUGGAUAAGGAUGGAUGGGGCUCCAGACUUGAGAAAAACCUAAAGUGAGCAAACAGGUGUUUCGGGUCACUACAACAGUUUAAAGCACCGCUGUGUUUAUUCAACAUCAUUUCUUUACCCUCAUUUGAUGUUAAUCGCCUGUUAAUGUCCACUCUCAUUUUACUGUUUGCUCAAGCUUAUUAAUGCCCCUUUGGUAACUUUGGGUGGAUUGGGCAUGCAGGGUCAGUGAGCCCAUAUACUGAUUUGUAGUCUAGCACCACAAUUAGUAAUUACUUACUAACAUGUGUGAUACAGUUCACCAGGGUAGUUAGGCAUAGCAACCAAUCAUAGUUUUGCUUUCAUCUUCUUACUUGUAGUAAACCAACCAAAGCAGCUGCAGAGUGGUUGAGUGGUGUAACUACACUGCAAUAAGUAUGCUUAACUCUAGGGGUAUAAAUGGUGUAAUUAAAUAGCUCAUUUUAUUGCUCUGUUUUAUCCCUAUGCACGAAUAAAAGCCAAACAUUGCCAUCCUAGAAGACAUUCUUGCACUAAUUGCACUAUGAUGAUUGCACAUGACUUUACAACAUUUCAGACCUGGUGUAAUCCAUUUGAAGUCAAUGGAACAAAUUCAGGCAGUAAUUGUGGUGUAAAAUGCUUUUACAAUUAACUCUAGUUUGUUAUGUGGUUUUUGCAUAAAAUCAAUACAGAUAAAAUUUGGUUUAUUCUAAAUGUUGCAUUUACAUUCCUUUUAAAUAUACCCUUGCUUAUCUCAUUUGGUCUUUUAAAAGUACAUAUUAAAUUCAUUUGAACUUGCUCUGACCUGAAAAGGUAGCGGAAUAUAUGAGCUUCUACCAACAAGUACAACUUUAAAAGACAGAAAUAAGCUAAUGUUUCACAACUACAUUCAUUUGUUUAAUUGUGCACAAGGUUUUAGGGCAGUUAUUUAUUCAAGUUUCUAAAUAAAUCUAUGCUGUAAGAAUGUGAACACUUUUGGUUCUAAAUCCUAAACAAAAAGUCAGUAAUAAGCAAAGAAUUGAGUCACU